This is a messenger RNA of Lotus japonicus, 611 nucleotides long. RefSeq names its product 60S ribosomal protein L26-1-like. Gene Ontology annotation, cellular component: ribosome; cytosolic large ribosomal subunit. Lineage: Eukaryota; Viridiplantae; Streptophyta; Magnoliopsida; Fabales; Fabaceae. Bases 56 to 496 code for a protein of 146 amino acids. Gene Ontology annotation, molecular function: structural constituent of ribosome; RNA binding. The record is from RefSeq and is a predicted model, not a curated record. The transcript has a single exon. Gene Ontology annotation, biological process: ribosomal large subunit biogenesis; cytoplasmic translation.
AUUGCAGAAACCCUAGCCUGGUUGCAGCGGCAGCAGAAGAGCCAAGAAGAAGAAGAUGAAGUUCAACCCCAGAGUCUCCAGCAGCAGGCGAAAGAGCCGCAAGGCUCAUUUCACCGCCCCAUCGAGCGUCCGCCGCGUCCUCAUGAGCGCGCCGCUCUCCGCCGACCUGCGCUCGAAGUACAACGUGCGCUCAGUUCCGGUGAGGAAGGAGGACGAGGUCCAGGUGGUGCGUGGAACCUACAAGGGAAGAGAAGGGAAGGUGACUCAGGUGUACAGGCGCAAAUGGGUGAUCCACAUCGAGCGCAUCACUCGUGAGAAGGUGAACGGCUCCACUGUCAACGUUGGUAUCCAUCCUUCCAAGGUGGUGGUCACCAAGCUCAGGCUCGAUAAGGAUCGCAAGGCGCUUCUCGACCGCAAGGCUAAGGGACGUGCCGCUGCUGAUAAGGAGAAGGGUACCAAGUUUGCUCCUGAGGAUAUCAUGCAAACUGUUGAUUAGUGUUGUUGUUCUUUGAAUUUGAUAUUAGAAAACUAUCUAUAUGCUCUUUUUGGAUCGAAGCUAUUUGUUAUGGAUUAUUAUCUUUUGCUUUAAUGUUAAAUCAAACCUUUUGAUA